This is a messenger RNA of Sphenostylis stenocarpa, 357 nucleotides long. Lineage: Eukaryota; Viridiplantae; Streptophyta; Magnoliopsida; Fabales; Fabaceae. The record is from the annotation of a GenBank genome assembly.
AUGGCUAAGUGGUGUGUCUUGGUCUUGGUUCUUGCUCUGGUUGGAGUGGCCACAAGUGCCAGAAACGCACCCAAGGAUGCUGGUCUCAAGGACCAGAAGAACUUCAUCACCUAUGGUGGAGUUGGUGGCUAUUCUGGAAUUGGGAGCAAUGGACUACCUUUUGGAGGAGCUGGUGCCGGAAUAGGUGGAGGUUUUGGCGGUGGACUUGGUGGUGGACUUGGUGGCGGCCUCGGCGGCACUACCGGCAUCGGUGGAAUUGGAGGAUUCGGUGGUACCGGUGGUGGAGUUGGUGGCGGUGUUGGUGGAGGCGUUGGAACCGGCCUUGGUGGAGGCAGUGGUGUUGUUCCUUUCCCUUGA